Triticum aestivum (bread wheat) is the source of this 566-nucleotide messenger RNA. Its product is annotated as defensin-like protein CAL1. The transcript has 2 exons. Lineage: Eukaryota; Viridiplantae; Streptophyta; Magnoliopsida; Poales; Poaceae. Bases 77 to 331 code for a protein of 84 amino acids. The record is from RefSeq and is a predicted model, not a curated record. Gene Ontology annotation, biological process: defense response.
UCAUAUCGCUGUAACCUUAAGUUGGAGUACAUCGCCCCUUCCUAGCAAAACCACCAGCAUCACGCAAGCAGAGCAAAUGGAGUCGACCUCUCGCCAUAUGGUUGCGUCCGUCCUCUUGGUCCUUCUCCUCCUCGUCGCCACAGAGAUGGGGACGACGAGGGUGGCGGAGGCGAGGCACAGGCACUGCGAGUCGCAGAGCCACAGGUACCGCGGAGCGUGCUGGAGGGACGACAACUGCAAGCACGUCUGCAACACCGAGGGCUUCCCCUCGGGCAAGUGCAAGUUCCACGGCUUCGAAAGCAAGUGCGUCUGCACGAAACCCUGCCAGUAGCCACCUCAUCGACCGACGGAUCACAUAGCUAGCUAGCCGCGCACCACGACCGCCCUCGUGUCUUCAGAGUGUUCCUCCCCUGUUCGUGUACCGCUUUCCUUAUUCCGAAUCUAGUAAGGUCUACAUGCGUUGUGCAUGCCAUUUUCCUUGUUACAAGUGUUUUGCUUCCUACGGUGUAAUCUAGCUUGGGUGCUAAUAAAAAUUGGUCGUCGGUGUGCUUGGGCGUCUUUUAUCA